AUGUCGAAUAUGAUCAUCAAGAAUCAACUAAGAUCUAUAAGCUUACCUACAAGAUCACAUCCAAGCACCACCGGGACCGAGGAAGCUCUUAACAAGGUUAAAGAGAUUAACACCACGACUGGUUCGUCCGAAUCAAUCUUGAUGGGCUUAGCUGGUUUGGAGGAGCUCUACAUUUGUACGGAAGAGUUUCUAAAAAUGGGCUCGACACAACGUGCUAUGUCCUCUAAUGGGUCAGAGUUUAUGGAGGAGAUGCUUGAUGGGUCUUUGAGGCUAAUGGAUGUAUGCAGUGUCUCGAGAGAUCUCAUGGUGGAGACUCACGAGCUUGUUCUUGGUGUUCAGUCAUGUGUUAGAAGAAAGAAUGUAGCUGGAGGAGGAGAAGACCAACUAGAUGUCGCUGUCUCGGGUUAUGCCGGAUUUAGAAAGAACAUGAGAAAAGAAGCUAAGAAGCUUCUUGGAUCCUUGAAGAACAUUGAUGGAAGAUCAACUUCAUCAUCAUCGGUAAAUAAUGGUCAACAAGAUGAACAUCUUAUGGCGGUUAUUGAUGCGAUGAGACGAGUGGUUUCGGUUAGUGUCUCGGUGUUGAAGUCCUUCUUGGAGUUCUUGUCGGGACGACAAAGUAACAUUAAGAGCAAGUUGGCUUCGGUACUAAAGAAGAAGAAAGAUCAUCAUGAAGAGACCAAGAACGAGUUGGAGAGUUUGGAUUCCGCAAUAUGUUGCUCUCGUGAUGAUCUACAAAAGAAGCUUGAGGAGGUUGAGAUGAGCAUUGAUGGAUUUGAGAAGAAUCUAGAAGGUUUAUUUAGACGGUUAAUUAGAACACGAGCCUCGCUUCUCAACAUAAUCUCUCAUUAG
Molecule: messenger RNA, 849 nt
Organism: Arabis nemorensis
Lineage: Eukaryota; Viridiplantae; Streptophyta; Magnoliopsida; Brassicales; Brassicaceae
Source: the annotation of a GenBank genome assembly